This is a messenger RNA of Anopheles maculipalpis, 2277 nucleotides long. Its product is annotated as mucin-19-like. The record is from RefSeq and is a predicted model, not a curated record. The transcript has 4 exons. The annotation marks the transcript as partial. Lineage: Eukaryota; Metazoa; Arthropoda; Insecta; Diptera; Culicidae.
CAUCAGGAUAUUUUUUAAACAAAAUACUUCGUCGAUAUGCCGAAAAGACUCUACACCUACUGCUGCCGACUUUGUCUACACGAUGGAUCUGUGCAUGGUCUGUUUGAUAUCUUUUCGGUGGGAGGAUUGUGCCAGAAAAUACUCACCGUUUUCAAUAUAAAGGUCACCUCACAAGACGCAUGUACUACCAACAUUUGUUUGGCGUGUUUUAACGAGGCACUGAUUCUCGAGCAACAACUGCAAUUGUUUAACAAGCAGAAACAAACCGUACACAACAACCAGCAGCGGCUGGAAAAGAGUUCCGAUCCAGGAACGACAACAAGUGAAUUGUCGAACGAAAGUCAACGCCUUCCGGUUGGUGUAUCAACCAUUUCAUCGCAAGCGCCAAAAACUGCUUCAAAUGUAAACAUCCGGGAUGACGGUUCGAGGCGAUUAAAAUUCUCCCCAACACUAAUAGCUAAAACAGACUCGGAUGAAACAAACAAACGGAAGGAUACUUCCAAAACGGCAAACGAUAAGAAAAGGCACUCGCAUUCUUCAAGCACAAAAAAGCCGUGCAGCAAAGGGAAGACAUCUGAUGAAACGCUGAAAAGCCGUAGCAAAACUCCAGAAUCAUCUUCUGCUGCGGCUAAACGAGCGCGGUCUACUGUUGAGCCCGCAAAGACAACUGAUGGCAAUUUGCAAUCAUCCGGAUCUGUUUGCUCAAACGGACCACAUGCUGCUGAUGCUGCUAAACGACCGCUUCAGGCGUUAGUUGAGCCCGCAAAAACGACUAAUUUGCGAACUGAUCUGGGAGGAUCAGAUUGUUCAAAUGGACCAAAUUCUGUUGAUGGUAAGACGGCUUCAAACUCGGCGAAGGUUUCAGUUGCUGCAACAGGUGUAAACCCCUACCAAGCCUCAAACCGUGGCGUUCCGCAACAAACCGCCUCCUCCACAGUCGGGAAACAAGGGCAACAAUUUGUCCCUCCUGUUGCUAAUAAUGCUAAUGCCAUUGAUGAUCUGCCAACCAUUGAGGACGAUGCAAAUCAGAAUGUUCAAAAUCAGGUUUCGACGACAACCAAAGAUCUCGCUCAUCGAGAAUCGAUCAUAGUUGAACGAAGAACAAGCGCACCGGUGAUACAAAAAGAGCGAGGAAACAAGUCUUCGCUGGGAGCAAAACUUAUGCCGACUGCUAAACCAUUGCAAGGUGGAUUAUGUUCUAUACCUUUGGCAAAUAUAUCCAGUACGGUGCACCAAAAUGAAUCUCGCAUCGUUGUUGUCUCAACGACGACAAAUCUAACUACCACAACUGCUACUACCAGCCUAGCGACUUACGGAGAGCAACCGAUAGCAACAUCCACUAAUGCACUCAAUAAUGCAAUCGUUCCGGCUGCUGCUAGUCAGCUGGUAUCGGUGGGCAGUGAUACACCCAUCAGUCAGGCGGCAUCGGUAGGAAACCGGGACGACAGUACCAUCAGCAAUGUUGUUUCGCCUGGUAACAUCAUAAAGCGUCGCCACAGUACCUACAUUCGCGUGUCGUCCAAUCUGUUCGAUGAACCACCGGAAAAAGCUCAAUUUGCAAUGCUUAAUAAUAAUCUCUUAAUACGAAAUGUUCAGACGAAUGUGGCACCAACUCAAACGAAUGCACCACCUUUGACAGUAUAUUCAUGCUUGCCGGUACUACCACAAGGUCAUCGAGUACAAACCGUGCCUAACCCGGAGGCAACGAUGCCCUCUAAUAGUGGAAUGCAAAAUUGCAACCUUAUCAAUCCAUAUUCUAUCAACGGCAGGGUGCAAACCACCCAACAAGUGAACAUGGCUGCUUCCCAAAGGCCUCCGAAUCCAGUACAAGCUGUUGCCUCCAACAGUACCAACUCCGGAACUGCUGCUGGAGUGAACUAUGCGCAAAGAAUCAACGCCACAUCGACCAACCCUCAGCCACGGUCCUUAUCUUCGGUGGCAAUGCAACAGGCAAGCGUAGUAACAAACGCCAGUGUUACGGGAUUAGUGAACAACAACAGCCAGUUAAAUGCUAGCGUUAAUAGAAAUAGCGCGUAUCAUUCCAGCCACAGCGCCACAACACAACCGGUUCGUCCUUGUUAUAGGUGCAACAUUUGCAAUAUAUACUGUCUGGUAGAAGCUAGCAUAGAUGCCCAUAUGCAACAAGUGCAUUUGAUGGAAAAAAAUGUAUUAAACUGCUCCAAAGUGUACGAUGGUAACAUUGUCCGAAGUUUGAUGGCGCUUUAUCGGCGUAAAUCGAUCGCCGAUCCGUCAAUACUUAGUGGCAAUCGUACGUAA